AUGCGUAGUCACUUGCCGUCCACUGAGCGCGCGCACUUUAGUCAGUACAAGAGUGCUAAGACCUUGUACGACGCUGUAGUUGCACGCUACUCUUCCCCUGCCACUGCUGCCCUUAGCCGCCUCAUGCUGCCGUACCUGUUCCCUGACCUCGCCGCCUUUCCCACAGUCGCUGACCUCAUUACGCACCUUCGCACUAGUGACACCUGCUACCGCGCUGCCCUUCCUCCUGAGUCGGUGCUGCGUCUGCCCCUAGCGGGAGACGCCGCACCGGCAAGGGCAAGGGGGGCAAGGGCGCUGGAGGGGCUGGCGGGGGCGGUGGAGGUGGCGGUGGAGGCGGCGGAGGGAGUGGGGGGGGCGGUGGGAUUGGUGGCGGGGGUGGGGGCUUCGGUGGCGACGGUGGAGGCGGAGGCGGCGGCGGCGGUGGCGGUGGAAGCGGAGGAGGAGGCGGUGGCGGCAGUGGCGGAGGUGGCGGCGGCGGAGGUGGAGCUGGUCGGGCGGGGUGGGGGUGCUGGUCCUUGUGCCUACGUCCUGCGUACCGGCGACCGCACUGGUGAGCCGUGCGGUGGCCCGCACACCACCCAGCGCUGCUUCGGCCGCCUGACGGACGCUUGGCGUCUCCAGUUCCCUGACGCCACUGAGAUCCCCCGCUGGGGCGAGCUGCUUAGGUCAGGGGUUGCUAUCUUUGAUCUGGAUUAUGAUGCCAUUCUUGCUGCCAUGUAUCUUGUGUCUACUAGUGAUGAGGGUGACUGUUACCUGUGUGUUCCGCCUGACCCGGGCAUUGAGGCUGCUGCUCUAGGUGCUGGUGAGGCUGCUUCUCUAGGUGCUAGUGCGUCUGCUGCCCCAGGUACUGGUGCGUCUGCUCUCUCAGGUACCACGUCGGCUCAGGCCUUACACACCUUCACCCUUGACUCGGGUGCUUCUCGCUCCUUCUUUUGA
Molecule: messenger RNA, 936 nt
Organism: Closterium sp. NIES-65
Lineage: Eukaryota; Viridiplantae; Streptophyta; Zygnematophyceae; Desmidiales; Closteriaceae
Source: the annotation of a GenBank genome assembly